UCGUUUGAAACAAGAGAAAGUACAAGUUACUUUGGAAGGAGAAAAACUUGGAACAUAUCAAAAUACCUCAUCAUCCUUCAUCAUCCUCAUCCAUAAACCUCAUCAUCUUUCAUCUUUCAUCUUGUCAUCUAAUAUCUACAAUAUGAUAACAUUAAUUACCAAUGAAACAAUUAAAAGAUCAGUAUUUUCAUCGUCAACGUUCAUAGUAGAUUGUAUUCUAUCAACUUUAAUCCUUUUUAUCAUAAUUAAUCAAAAAUUUAUCCAAGUUUCAUGUUCCAAGAAUUUAAGUUUCAUCCAAGGUUCACCAAUUAAGUGCGCAAACGAAGGUCAGUUGAUUAAAGUUCCGUUCCUGCCCAAGGAUCCAUGUAACAUAUCAUGUAAAUGUGUCGCUGGUGAGGUUACAUGUCAAAGGGAAUCGUGUUUCGGUUUUGAAGGCGGAGGUCGAAGUGGACUAAGUGGUAGUGGGCUUUUCAAUUCCGGAGGGUUCGGUAGUGCCAAGGCAAGUGUAUAUCAAAAUGGUGUCGGUAGUGGCAGUGUCUCUGCGAUUGGAAUCAAUAACAACAAUCGUAAUAAAGUUAAUUCUAAUCAUCAGCAACAGUUAAACAACAAAAACGGUUUCGGUGUUUGUAAAAUUGAUUCAAAUCCGUCACGAUUAUUGACCUUUGAUGGUUUUUCCUACAAGUAUAUUGGUCGUUUUAAUUAUGUUGCAACUCGAGAUUGUUCAAAGAAAAUUUUCUCAGUUCAUUUAGUGAAUACUGAUUCAGGUAAUGAAUCAACUCCAUCAUCAUCCUCAUCCUCAUCUUCAUCUUCAUCUUCUUCAUCAUUUUUACCUGCAACUUCCGCUGCUUGGACUAGUAAUACAAUUAAAGAUCAUCAUCCCCUCAUGAACACUAAUUCCAAUCAUCACCAAUUAAAUUAUUCAAUUAUAACAAGUAAUCAUCUAGACCAAUCAUCUAAAUUAACACCACCAAUUAGACCUUCAUUUAAUACAAUUGUCGUUAAAAUUAAAGGAAUUAAAGUUCGAAUAAGUCAAUCGAGUGUUAAAAUUGGACGAAAAGAGAUCAAUUUACCUUAUGUCAAACUCGGUGUCCUUUCGGUCAUUCGAGAUGGACCUAAGAUUAUAGUUCGAUCAAAUAUUGGAAUUCGUGUAACAUGGAAUCGUCAUGAUACAACUCAGAUUUUCAUUCCUCGUAGUUAUAAAGGUCAAGUUUGUGGACUUUGUGGGAACUUCAAUGGUAAUCCAAAGGACGAUUUAAAGACUAAACGUGGAUUAAGAUCAACCGAUCUGACGAAGUUCUUUAAUUCUUGGAAAGUUGGUGGACAUCGAAGUACAAAAGAUGUAAUUGUUCUCAAAUUGUAUCAAUAUACUCGAUUACGGACUAAGAAGAAGAAAAUUUUCAACAUGAGUUGACCAAGAAGGAGAUAGAGAGAGAAGACGAACAAUAAUAAGAAUAAGGAAGUAAGAUGAUGAAGGAAGAUGAAAAAGGAAACAGUGAUAAAGGUGAUGAGGAUGAACGAGAAGAGGCGAGAAAGUGAAAGAGAGAGAGAGAGAGAGAGAGAGAGAGUAUAUUAUUAAUAAAAAAUAUAAGCUUUACAUCAAUUUUUUUCGCUCAUAAGAUUCGUGCAGAUAAUAUAGAGACAAAGAAGCUAAUGGGUGAAGAGAGACCAAGAUAUUAAUUAACACAAUUACAUCGCGUAUCGUUUAGUCCAAAGUCUUGCAAUUCGAUCA
Messenger RNA from Panonychus citri (citrus red mite), 1729 nucleotides. RefSeq names its product BMP-binding endothelial regulator protein-like. Bases 143 to 1411 code for a protein of 422 amino acids. Lineage: Eukaryota; Metazoa; Arthropoda; Arachnida; Trombidiformes; Tetranychidae. Gene Ontology annotation, cellular component: extracellular matrix. The record is from RefSeq and is a predicted model, not a curated record. The transcript has 3 exons. Gene Ontology annotation, biological process: regulation of angiogenesis; blood vessel development.